CCCUGCGCUGGGUAACCACACUUGAGUUACGCGCGUUGACUAGGCCUAGGUGAACCCCCACAGCUGAAUGAUGAUGGCGUAAAUCUUGAUAUAUUAUGUUUCCUUCUGAGUUCGAAAUAGUUGGUGGCUUAAAAAAAUGAAUCAUUGAAAGGAUAAAUGAAAAAUGGACGAUGUUAAGGAAGAAGAGAGGGAAAAGCGAACUUUAGAUUUGCUUGUACUGCUGAAAAAUGACUUUGAAAUUAAAAUCCUACCAAAGAUUUGUGAAGAAUUGAUAGCCUUGACUGAGUACGAGAGCUGCCAGAAUGUACUGAUUCAAUACAAUGGUCAUCAUCCGGUCUUGGAUACAAUGUCCAGUCAAAGUAAUGACAAGCAAACACAACAAACAUGUUGUGAUGCCCUUUAUUGCAUGAUGAAUUCCAACGACAAAUUGCGGGAAUUGAUACAGAAAAGUCCAGCUUCUGGACAAGUUAUUGAAGCAUUAGAGAAGUUUCCAGAGGCUGCCAGCCUACAAGCAGUAGGGCUUCGGGCUAUUAGUCUCCUGGCUACCUCCAAAACUGUGUGCAAUAGGCUGAUCCGUGAUGAGGAGAUUUUGUCAGUGGUGUUGGAUGCUAUGAAGUCCUUUCUAAUGGAUGCAAUGGUACAGGCAGCUGGCUGCAUGGCCUUGCAUUACUUGCUUGCUGCAGAUGUAGAAGAUCAGAAGCAAUUUUUUGCUGAGGAAAAAUAUUUUGUGAUCAUGGAUGCCAUUGAGAAUCAUGUGGACAAACCGUGUGUAUUGCAGGAAGCGUUUUGGGCCUUAAACACUGUAGCUUUUCCAGAUGAGACAUAUGAUGUGUUGCUGUCCACAUCGCAUAAACAUUUGUUCAGUGCAAUGGCUAGGUUUCCUGAGAAUCUUGGUGUACAGAUGGCCGGCUGCACUGUCAUUGAAACCUUUGCUAGAUCAGAUGAAAGUACUAAUUUCUUGGAAGUGAAUGGAGCAUCAAGACUUAUUUUAGCUGCUAUCAGAAACUUCCCAAAUGAUUCUGAUCUACAAGCUGUAGCCUUUAAUUUGCUUGACCUUCUAGGUACUGCAAUUGAUAACAACUCUAAAGUGUCUGGUUCUAAUUCUGAAACUGACUGGAUUGAGGAAGCACACACAGCACUUACAGCUCAUCGAAAUCAGCCACAAGUUUUGGAUGCUGUUUGUAGAUCUAUAGUAAGGCUACUGAUAGAUAGACCAGAAUGCAUUGCAAAGACUGUUGAUGAAGAUUUAAAUUUGAGCUUGGACAGUCCUAUACUAGCUUGCCUCAUGCUAUACAUGGAGAAUGCAGAUGUUGCAGAAUCAGCCUGUACCGCCCUCUAUCAGAUCAUGACAUGCUCAGAACACUUUCAAAAGAGUCUAAUGGAAAAAGGUGUUGGUUUUGAAAUUACAAGAACCAUGCAGAUGUAUGGACAGAAUCCAUUUGUACUAAGUGCAGCAUGCCAAGCUCUUCUAGGCCUCUGUAACUCAAAUGAGAAGCACAAAGAGCACCUGAUUCAAUCUGUACAAACUUUGCAUGAAGUGUUUGCAGCAGUACGCCAACAUUGGUCUGAACCUACCCUUGUGACAGCAGCAAUUCAACUGGUCACAUGUUUAGCUGAAAAUGAUGUUUUUCGUAAUCAGUGUCUGACUGAAGGUGUACAUGAGGUUAUCUUGGAGAGCAUGGUGGGUAGCAAGAUGGAUGCCAGCACCCAGAGUGUUAUGCUUGAGGCAUUGGCAGUAUUAUCAACAGCAGAGGGUAUGGUUAAUAUACUGAGUCAAAGUGAUGCUUACUCUCUUACUGUUGAGGUAAUGAACUGCCAUCCGAACAAUAUAGACAUCAUAAUGAAGGGCUGUAUCCUUCUCCAAGCAUUACUGAGUGAAGUAAAAGAAUUGAGUGGAAUUGAAGAAGCUGCAACAGUCAUUAUAAAAGCUAUGGAACACUUUGCUGAUGUUGAUAACACAUCUCAAGAGGGAAGCAGACAAUGUAUUGAGAAGCUUGCUGUGAUAAAAUCUCUUCAGGAAGAGGGCUGUGUGGUGUUGCUGUUACUGGCAGGAAUGUCCAUGGAUGUUGCCAAAAUACUGGUGGAUCUCCAAAUCCAUGAUAGACUGUUCCACAUCCUGGAAAAAUAUGGUGAUGAUGAACAAAUAGUGAACCUGGCAUGUGAGUGUCUUGCUAUCCUCAGCUGUUUCAAGGACCAGAUUCUUAGCUCAGCUUGUAUUGAAGGGCGCUUACAGGCUGUUGAGUUACUUGUGCAGCUGGGUGCAGAUGUGAAUGCUGGAGGUGGCAGUGAUCCUCCAAUACUCAAUGCCAUCAAAAAUCACAAUGUUCCACUGGUUGAGUUCCUUCUUAAACAGGGAGUGAAUGAUCUACAUGACUGUUUGAAAGUGAGUUUGUCCGAGAAUGAUGAGAUUACUGGCUUACUACUUAUGUACAUUGGCUUAGACAUUGAAGCUGGUAUUGUGUCAUGGAGUGGACUGCAGUUAAAUGAUGUUCAUCCUAAAUGGUUUUAUGCUACUUUCUAUUCUGCGAGUGAAUUAGUUGAAGGGGCAGGCACUACUACAGAAGUAGAUGGUAGUUCAGCAAUUGUACAACGCAUCAUAACAAGAAAAGAAAAGCGUGAACAACGUCAGGCUCGGAAGAGUGUUCUAACAGGAAUUGAUGGAAAGUCACGCUCUAAAGUCAGGCCUAGGGGAUUGAUAGGGUCAACGUUAAGUGCUUUAAAUUCGACUAACUGCUCUGAUGUAAACAGCAGAAGAUCUUCAUUUGGGUUUAGCUCUGGAGAAGAUUCUGUACUGCAGGAUGAUCUAUGGUCACCACAAUCUAAUUAUUCAGGCGGGCGGAUGAGAAGAGCAUCAACGACUGAUUGUUUAUACAAUCCAACUCCAGUAAGAAGCAGAAUGCGUAAGCCUUCCAUAGAUGAGAGUGUUCUGCGGCCAUCUCUGUCAGUUUCAGCAAUAUGUGACAAUUCCUUCCUAAGUAUUUACCAUACAUCCAAGUCCAGCAUCCGUUGUUUACCAGUCAAUCCUCAUGAUCCUAGGUUAUUUGAAAAUUAUGCUAGUGGAACAUCUCCUGAUAUUUUGCACACACUAAGCUCCACAUCAGGUGCAUCAAGGAUUAGCACGCCCUCAAAAGGUGACACUUCGUCAUCCACGCCAUCGCCACCAAUUCCAAGGAACCGUCAACGAACAUUAUCAAUACAGGACAAACGAUCAUUGUUUGCCAACAGUAACCAGGAGCCUCUAUCACAUAUGCACGAAGAUAGCAUGGAUGGUACUAACCAAGCAAUUCCAGAUAUCAUUUUAGAAUCCUGUGGGGAAAUUCCAACAACCAGUACACCUCUUCCUUCAGAAGUGAAGAAACGCCGUUCUCACUCGGCUUGUACAUCUGCCACUGAGAAACAUGAGGUAAUCCAGUGCCGAAUACAUUUUUUAGACCUGUCGUCCAAUAGGAUCCCGAGUUUGGAACCAUUGCUCCAAGCUGAUAUUCAUCUCCUAAGGUGCUUCAUUUGCCUACAAAAGCUGGAUCUUAGCAACAACUUGCUGUCUGUCUUUCCAUCAAAACUGUCACCAUACUUAUCUAAUUUAAAACACCUUGACUUGCGUAACAAUAAGCUGAAGGAUUUUCCGACACAUAUGUUCACGUCCAGCAGCAAACUGGAAAGCCUAGACGUGUCCCACAACAAGAUUAGUGAUGUAUCUAAGCAACCUGGUGAUUCCUGUUUCUCGUUGCAUGAGCUGAACCUGUCCAAUAAUAACAUCCAGGUGUUCCCAAAGUGGUUGCGUAACUAUGUCCCUGCUCUACAAAUCCUCAACAUAUCCUGCAAUAAUUUGGAAAAACUUGAAAACAUUCCAUUGCAACUACUGCAUCUCAGGACACUUAAAUUAUGUGAUAAUGCCUUGGUUGAUAUACCUCAUAAGUUCCUGCUUAACAUGUCAAAGCUGGAAACAUUACAUGCUUCGAAUAAUCAGCUCUCUUCUCUUCCUGAUGACCUUGGUAGUCACAUGACCCAACUUACAACUGUAAAGCUUUCUAAAAACAAUCUUGCCAUCAACGAGCAUCCAUACAUUCCAAGGUUCCUGCUGAAGUUGCCAUGGGUGAAAAGCAUAGAUUUAAGUGGUAACCGACUGACAGUUUUACCUGAUCCUUCAUACUGGAAAAGCCAGUCACUUCGGGAACUGCUGUUUGCAGACAAUUCCAUACGGAAGCUUGAUCUCGGUGAUAGUAUCAGGAGCUGGCGCAUGUUGGAGCGUUUGAGUCUGCGAAAUAACAAGUUAAGUCAGAUACCUAAAGAAUUAGGGCAGUUGACGUCACUAACAACCCUUGACUUGAGUCAAAACCGUGAACUUUCAACUUUACCUGACGAGCUUGGAAGACUUAACAGAUUAUGGGAACUGCCACUUGAUGGGUUGCGGUUAGACUUGCCUCCAGCCAUUUUAAAGGGCAGAACCAAAGACAUAGUGACCUUUCUCCAUCAGAGGUUAAAACGAGCCGUUCCCUACAAUCGUAUGAAACUGAUGCUAGUAGGUUAUGGAGGUCGUGGGAAAACAACCUUGAUACGCCGGCUUCAAAGGGAGAAGGUCUCAAAGAAUAUUGCAACUGUUGGUGUCAAUGUUAAAGAGUGGAAAAUAUCUGUUAAGCAUGACCGGAAGCCUGUUGAUUUCUUGUUAAGUACUUGGGACUUUGCAGGCCAAGAAGACUUCUAUAGUACUCACCCUUGCUUUUUAACAGGAAGAGCGCUUUAUUUAGUAGUGUUUGACUUGAGCAAGGGAAUAAAUGAGAUUAACACUAUUCGUCCCUGGCUGCUGACCAUUCAAGCACUGGCACCAUCAUGCCCUGUCAUCUUGGUUGGCACUCACAAAGAUAAGGUUCCAAAAGAUCAGCAAGAUGUAAUCCUAUCCGGAAUUAGUGAGCAGAUCCAACAGCUUUGUUCUGUACGUGGUUUUCCAAAAAUUCAAGAGUAUGUGGAAGUCUCGAAUACAUCCGAGAAUGAAAGCAUCGAUCAUCUACGCAAAGUUAUUGCAAGAGUUAUUGAGAGGAUGAAAAUUCGAGGAAAGCCAAUAAUAGGCCAGAUGAUCCCUUAUAGCUACCUGACACUGCAGAAGUUGAUUUCUCGUAGAGCUCAGGUACUCAGAGACGCCAAGAAGCCACCAGUACUGCUCUCUCAUCAGAUCCACCAGAUGAUCAAGGAUGAAAACGUCCUCCUGGAUGAAAAUAUUCUAUCACAAAGGCUGUGCGGUUUUUACAUGAGACUGGAGUGA
Molecule: messenger RNA, 5257 nt
Organism: Anneissia japonica
Lineage: Eukaryota; Metazoa; Echinodermata; Crinoidea; Comatulida; Comatulidae
Product: leucine-rich repeat serine/threonine-protein kinase 2-like
Exons: 43
Coding region: 164-5257 (1697 amino acids)
Molecular function (GO): protein binding; GTP binding
Source: RefSeq, a predicted model, not a curated record